Vitis riparia (riverbank grape) is the source of this 3185-nucleotide messenger RNA. RefSeq names its product receptor-like protein EIX1. The transcript is spliced from 5 exons. Lineage: Eukaryota; Viridiplantae; Streptophyta; Magnoliopsida; Vitales; Vitaceae. The record is from RefSeq and is a predicted model, not a curated record. Gene Ontology annotation, molecular function: protein binding. Bases 1 to 2127 code for a protein of 708 amino acids.
AUGGCUACAAGCCCCUUUCGUUAUUUUAUUUCCCUUUUUCUGCUUUUGCUCUGUUUCGAAGCCUGUUUGAGGGUGGGUGAUGCCAAAGCUGGGUGCAUAGAGAGGGAGAGACAGGCUCUCCUUCACUUCAAAAAAGGUGUUCUCGAUGACUAUGGACUUCUUUCUUCGUGGGGGAAUGCGGAAGACAAAAGAGAUUGUUGCAAAUGGAGAGGAGUGGAGUGUGACAACCAGACGGGUCAUGUGAUCAUGCUUGAUCUUCAUGGAACGGGUCAAGAUGGAAUGGGUGAUUUCCAAAUUUUGGGAGGUAGAAUAUCUCAGCUUGGUCCUUCAUUGGCAGAGUUGCAGCACUUGAAGCAUUUGAACCUCAGCUGGAAUGAUUUUGAAGGAAAUCUUCCCACUCAACUUGGAAAUCUUUCCAACUUGCAAUCGCUUGAUCUUGGCUAUAAUUCGGAUAUGACCUGUGGAAACCUUGACUGGCUUUCUCACCUUCCUUCGUUAACACACCUUGACUUGCGUUGGGUUAGUCUUAGUAAAGCAAUCCAUUGGCCCCAAGCAAUUAAUAAAAUGCCUUCCCUAACUGAGUUAUACUUGAGUGGUACUCAGCUUCCUCCGAUUAUUCCAACAAUAUCCAUUUCCCAUAUUAAUUCUUCUGCUUCUCUUGCUGUGCUUGAUCUCUCCGAGAAUGAUCUCACUUCUUCAAUAUACCCAUGGUCGUUCAACUUCAGUACCAGCCUUGCUCAUCUUGACCUCUCUUAUAAUGAUCUAAAUGGUUCAAUUCCGGAUGCUUUUGGAAACAUGACUAGUCUGGCAUAUCUUGAUCUCUCUUGGAACGAGCUACGUGGUUCAAUUCCGGAUGCUUUUGGAGACAUGACUACUCUGGCAUAUCUUCAUCUCUCUUCGAACAAGCUACGUGGUUCAAUUCUGGAUGCUUUUGGAAACAUGACUACUCUGGCUCAUCUUGACCUCUCUUAUAAUGAUCUAAAUGGAUCAAUUCCGGAUGCUUUUGGAAACAUGACUACUCUGGCAUAUCUUGAUCUCUCUUCGAACCAGCUACGUGGUUCAAUUCCGGAUGCUUUUGGAAACAUGACUACUCUGGCAUAUCUUGAUCUCUCUGUGAACGAGCUACGUGGUUCAAUUCCGGAUGCUUUUGGAGACAUGACUACUCUGGCAUAUCUUGAUCUCUCUUCGAAUCAACUUGAAGGAAAAAUAACCACAUGGAUGGGAGGAAGCCUGUCAGAUUUGAUCGUUCUCAACCUAAGAUCUAAUGAAUUUAAUGGAAGCAUACCUUCAAGUCUUUGUCAACUGAAACAGAUUCAAAUGUUGGACCUCUCUAGCAACAAUCUAUCAGGAAAGAUACCAAAAUGUCUCAAAAAUUUAACUGCCAUGGCUCAAAAAAGAAGUCCGGUCCUUUCUUACGAAACAUAUUACAAUUUGAGUAUCCAACAUUACUAUGUUGAUAGUACAUUGGUUCAAUGGAAAGGAAAAGAACAAGAGUACAAGAAAACUCUUAGAUUCAUCAAGAGCAUUGAUUUUUCAAGAAACAAAUUAAUUGGUGAAAUUCCAAUAGAAGUAACUGAUUUGGUAGAAUUGGUGUCAUUGAAUUUAUCAAGAAACAAUUUGAUUGGAUCAAUACCUACAACAAUUGGUCAAUUGAAAUUAUUGGACGUUCUUGAUCUAUCUCAAAACCAACUUAAUGGUAGAAUUCCGGAUACUCUUUCUCAAAUAGCCGAUCUAAGUGUUUUAGACCUAUCAAAUAACACCUUGUCAGGUAAAAUUCCAUUAGGCACUCAAUUACAAAGCUUUGAUGCCUCCACAUAUGAGGGAAAUCCUGAACUUUGUGGACCACCUCUUUUGAAAAGGUGUCCUGAAGAUGAACUUGGGGGAGUCUCAUUCACUAGUGGUCUUAGUAGUAAAAAAGAGGACAUUCAAGAUGAUGCAAAUAAUAUAUGGUUUUAUGGAAAUAUUGUUCUUGGAUUCAUCAUCGGAUUUUGGGGAGUUUGCGGCACUUUACUAUUCAAUAGUUCAUGGAGAUAUGCCUAUUUCCAGUUGUUGAGCAAGAUAAAGGAUUGGUUGUACGUGAUAACAAUUGUAAAUAUGAAUAGAAUACGAAGAAGCCUGCAAGGUUAAAUGGACUUCAGCUGGGUUGCAUCUCAAGGAUUAGUAGGUGAUAUAUGCUUUUGAGUAAUGGGAGUAUUUAUGAUGGGAUAGUUACAUGCCUUAAUGCAAAAGCUUGCCAUCGGAUAAAUGACAUCGGCAUGUAUUAAGUUUGCUUAUUUGGUAGUUACCAUGGCUUUAAGUUUCUCGUGUUAUAUUCUAUUUAGAACUUUUUAAACAUUAAUUGUUGCUAUUAUAUGUACGACUUUGUAUUUUGUUGCUCUAAAAUUUAUUUGUUAUUUUUGUAGAAUCAAAUAUUAGAGGCCUUUGUAGGGGAUGCUAAAAAAGACUUCGUCUUAGAAAAAUAUUUUUUUUUUUGCUCAAAAACAUAGUUUAUUUUUGGGGAAAUGCAAUGUGAUAAUACCCAUUAGUAUGAAAUGGGAUAUGCUACUACUAAAAACAGAGCACUCUGUUUUUCUGGUGCUCAAGCAUGAAAGCCCCUGUAACAUAGAGAGGUCUGAUUUCCAACCGUGAAUCAAAUUGCUUGAGGUACUCCAUAUGCAGAUUGAUGGAAGUCACUUUGGGCAUCAAUCAUCUUCAAGGAACGAUGAUGAUGGGAAUUGGAUCAGCGGCGUAAUCAACUUAUGGAAGAAGCUAGAGCUGUUGGAGAAGAAAGUGCUCUUCAUGUUUGCUCAAACAAUUCAGAGGGAAGUUUAGUGAGACAAUUUUUAACUUUAUUUCCAUUUACUCUUCGUCAUGAGAGCAAUUUUUUGUGCAUAAUUGGAGCUUGAGCUUUUGCUUUGGUAGUUGUGAAGUUGCAAACUGUUAUUGGAAUAAGAAGUCUCUACUUUUGCUUGUUACUGAACAUGGAUAUUUUUUUUUAAGAAGUAAAUUUGCUAAUUAUUGUUCUUUUUCUUAGGCACCUAAGAAAAGAGUAUGUACUUUUAGCAAAGACCAAGAGGAAACUAUUAGAGCUUUAUUUGAGUAGUGAGUGCUUAAUUUGUUCUUUUUGGUGGCAUAUGCAUGUAGUCUUAAAUUUGAUUUCCUUCUGCAUAAUCGAUGCUGAAUAUUGUGAUUUUGGAAAGAUUAAU